Messenger RNA from Solanum stenotomum, 1148 nucleotides. Its product is annotated as beta-amyrin synthase-like. The record is from RefSeq and is a predicted model, not a curated record. The coding region runs from base 416 to 1081 and encodes 221 amino acids. The transcript has 6 exons. Gene Ontology annotation, cellular component: lipid droplet. NCBI's taxonomy places the organism in Eukaryota, Viridiplantae, Streptophyta, Magnoliopsida, Solanales, Solanaceae. Gene Ontology annotation, biological process: triterpenoid biosynthetic process. Gene Ontology annotation, molecular function: beta-amyrin synthase activity.
AUACUUUCUCAUAUCUAAUUUGCGUAACACUGUUUAUCUUUUCGGUGAAUAAUUUUUCAUAUCUAAUUUGUGUAGCAUAUAUGAGUUGUGUAGCGCCGUGCAUCUUUUCAGUGACUCCUCAUAUAUGACUUAUAUAGUUUUACUUUUCGUCAGUGUAGUGCAAAAACCAACACCACCUCAAGGUCUAGUAACCUCUAGACAUCCAAAGCAUUCCUUACAUUUACCAAGUCCCUCACUGGUCCUCGUAUUAAUCACAUUUGUAGCAAGCUCUGUACAUAUGACCUGCAUGCACCAACUCGAGAGAGUGUUAGAAUAGGAGUAGGGACAAGAAUGGAAUAAAAUCCUACUUGAAAAAAAUAAUUAUAGUGUAGUAACCUGGUUGGAAAAUGAGUAUCCUUCUGGUGACUUUAAAGGGAUGUAUCGGCAUAUCUCAAAAGGAUCGUGGACUUUUUCGGAUCAAGAUCAUGGAUGCCAAGUAUCUGAUACCACUGCCGAAGCAUUAAAGUGCUGCCUUUUGUUCUCUACAAUGCCUUCCGAAUUAGUUGGUGAGGCGAUCGAACCUGCACGACUGUAUGAUUCAGUGGAUGCAAUUCUUUCCUUACAGAGCAAAAAUGGGGGUUUAGCAGCAUGGGAGCAUGCAGGGGCCUCACAGUAUUUGGAGUUGCUCAAUCCUACUGAAUUUUUUGCGGACAUUGUCAUUGAGCAUGAGUAUGGUUGCUGGGGUGUGUGCUUCAUUUAUGCCUCCUGGUUUGCUCUUGCAGGGCUUGCUGUAGUAGGCAAGAGUUACAGCAACUCUGCAGUCGUUCGUAAAGGCGUUGAAUUUCUAUUACGAACACAAAGGUCUGAUGGCGGUUGGGGAGAAAGCUACCAUUCUUGUCCAGACAAGGUAUACCGAGAGCUUGAGACAGAUCACUCAAAUCUUGUACAAACUUCAUGGGCAUUGAUGGGAUUGAUUCACUCUGGCCAGGUUAAUUCCUUUUUUUUUUCCAUUAAUAAAUGCUGUAAUUUAUUUCACCAACUUUCCUAUUUGGACAGGUUGAUAGAGAUCCAAGGCUCCUCCACCAUGCGGCAAGGCUAUUGAUUAAUUCUCAGCUGGAAGUUGGUGACUUCCCACAACAGGUAGUUUUUCUGCAAAUUACAAGCUAAAC